Molecule: messenger RNA, 666 nt
Organism: Endocarpon pusillum Z07020
Lineage: Eukaryota; Fungi; Ascomycota; Eurotiomycetes; Verrucariales; Verrucariaceae
Exons: 2
Coding region: 1-666 (221 amino acids)
Source: RefSeq, a predicted model, not a curated record
AUGAAAAGAUCAAGGCUUUGGGCAGACGACUCGGAGCUCGAUCUUCAACUCUUCAAGGUUGCGGCUGUACAAACCCUGCCCAACGGCAGAAUUGAAUGGCCGAAAGUCGCUAGAUUUGUUGCGGACGGGCAGUUUACUCAAGCUUCUUGUCGAAGUCGAUUUUAUUACUGCGUGAACCAAGGCGGAGCAUUCUGCCGCGAAAUUGAGGCGGUUCAGACCGCCGUCCGAGCAGCGCCAGGUGCAGUACAGCCAAGACACCAAGACCAAUGGGGUAAAUCAGGACGCGAGAUAGCGAAAGAGGUAGAAAGACAAGAGGACGAAUCCGAUAAUACAUCCAACUCAACUAGCGACUCCGAGGCGGAAGAGAGAACACAAGUCUCUGCACCAGCGGGAAAGAAGUCCAAAUGGUCAAAGAAGCAGAAAAACGACAAUAUAGAAACACGCAAGGAGAAGAAGAAGAGGUUUCGGAAGCAAAACAAGGUCGACGGUGGUGCUGCCUCCUCUCCAGCCUCGAGUGCUCUUUGCUCCGGUGCUCUUCCUCCUCUUCCGGCUAAGCAGCCUACGGUCGACGGUAGGGACUCGAGAAUGUCUAAUAUCGCAGAGAUUGCCCAGACAGAGAUCUUGAAGGCUAUUGGAAAUGCGUUGUUGCAAAAAGUAGGGCAAUAA